Cucurbitaria berberidis CBS 394.84 is the source of this 2046-nucleotide messenger RNA. RefSeq names its product acyl-CoA synthetase/AMP-acid ligase-like protein II. Gene Ontology annotation, biological process: fatty acid metabolic process. The record is from RefSeq and is a predicted model, not a curated record. Gene Ontology annotation, molecular function: medium-chain fatty acid-CoA ligase activity. Bases 141 to 1940 code for a protein of 599 amino acids. Lineage: Eukaryota; Fungi; Ascomycota; Dothideomycetes; Pleosporales; Cucurbitariaceae. The transcript has 7 exons.
GUAGGCGGAGCUACCCCGCAUACGUAACGGGUACUUUGACCUUGAGCCGCGACCGAGGCGCCUGGCACAACAUCUCUCCAAGCACACAAGAAAGAUGCUCGGACAUAGGUCCUCCAUCGUCUUGCGGUGUCGAUGUGAAGAUGCUGCGGACUGUUCUCGCACGCUCUACUAGAUUUCCUUUGCUUCCCUCCAGCCCAUGUCGCGGCCUUCUAACCAAAGCAUUCGCUGUGGGGUCGAAUGAGCCUCCGCUCCUGGAGCAAACCGUUCCACAACACUUUGCGGGUGUUGUCAGGCAGUAUGGGGACCGUAACGCGGUGAUAUCCCACCACCAGCAAAUAACCCUUACCUACGAAACCCUCGACCGCGACUCGAAUGCCCUAGCCCGAGGACUGCAGAAGCUUGGUGUGAAGAAGGGCGAUAGAGUUGCCGUGUCGUUGGGGAAUAAUGUCGAGUUCGCUACGACUACAUAUGCGCUGUUCAAGCUUGGGGCAGUAUUAGUACCAUUAAAUCCGGCCUUCAACGCGCCGCAAGUCCUCUCCGCACUCAACCAUCUUUCCGCCUCCCACCUGAUCAUCGGUGCCGAAACAAAUAUCCCCCGGAAAGAUCCGCGUUCCAAUAUCCCUCUCCUCACACAUCUCGUACCCAACCUCUCAGCUUCAGCUCUCGAGUCCGAACUCGUGCCCUCGCUCCAGAACGUUGUGUUGGUGAAUAACGCGCAGGGACGGGUGGAUCUGGAUGAUUACAAGAGCAUACAGAGAUAUGAGAACCUGGCUGAAGAUGGCGGCAGCGGGAGUGCGCUGGAGAAUCUGAGAUUAGAUCAGAAUGAGAUUGCAAAUAUUCAGUUUACUUCCGGUACGACAAGCAUGCCAAAGGCAGCGUGCUUGACCCAUAGGAGUAUCUUGAACAAUGGGAACAAUAUUGGAGAUAGGAUGCUGCUUACACCAGAUGAUGUUGUAUGCUGUCCGCCGCCGCUGUUUCACUGCUUUGGAUGCAUCCUUGGGUACAUGGCUACAGCAACCCACGGCAGUGCAAUUGUGUUUCCUAAAGAAGCCUUCGAUCCACUAGCUACCCUCGAAGCGGUCCGCGAACACAAAUGCACAGCCCUCUACGGUGUCCCUACCAUGUUUGUCGCUGAACUCGAUCUACUCGCCCAUGGCGCCGUGCCGCAUGACGGCUUCCAGUAUCUGCGAACCGGUAUUGCAGCAGGCUCGUCGAUUCCCUCGGAGCUCAUGCGAAAGCUGCACAAGAAACUCAACUUGACAGAGCUUACCAUCUGCUACGGCAUGACGGAAACUAGUCCUGUCUCUUGCAUGACUACAACUGAUGACCCAAUGGAAAAGCGCACAGACAGCGUCGGACGGCUCCUCCCGCACGUCAAGGCCAAAGUCGUCGAUCCCUCGGACUGGUCUCGCAUUCUUGAUGUAAACCAACGUGGUGAACUCGCUGUAUCUGGCUACCUCUUGAUGAAAGGGUAUUGGGAUGACGAAGCGAAGACACGCGAAUCUCUAGUCCCAGAUGAAGAUGGCGUGCUCUGGAUGCACACUGGCGAUGAAGCGUCCAUGGACGAAGAGGGCUAUGUGAAGAUCACGGGUAGGAUCAAAGACCUCAUCAUCAGAGGUGGAGAAAACAUUCAUCCCCUAGAGGUUGAAAACUGUCUUUUUGGGCAUCCGGCGGUUAGUGAAGUCAGCGUGGUAGGGUUGCCGGAUCAUCGGUAUGGAGAGGUAGUUGCGGCAUUCAUUGUCAAGCAAUCAGGCGAUGAGGGAAAUGUCUCUGCGCAUGACAUUCGCAGUUGGGUGCGGGAAAAGUUAAGCAAUCAUCUCGUGCCAAAGUAUGUCUUUUGGGUAGAUACGUAUCCUAAGACUGCAAGCGGGAAGAUCCAGAAGUUCAAGCUGACAGAGAUGGGUAUUGCUCUAGUGAAGGAGGGUAAGGGUAUAGUAUGAUGAAUGUGUAUAGCCCCCUUGCACUAUCCGAGCAAAAUCUUCGCUCAAGCUGAUGUAGCUUUCUAAAUUUUGCCAAGGCUUAGUGAUGUUAGGGAUAUGGUCAGUA